This is a messenger RNA of Cadophora gregata, 606 nucleotides long. RefSeq lists its product as uncharacterized. NCBI's taxonomy places the organism in Eukaryota, Fungi, Ascomycota, Leotiomycetes, Helotiales, Ploettnerulaceae. The transcript is spliced from 2 exons. Bases 1 to 606 code for a protein of 201 amino acids. The record is from RefSeq and is a predicted model, not a curated record.
AUGAAGGGCCCAAUCACGUUCACUUUUGUCGCCGCAUCUGCUUUCGUCACCCACGUCGCCCUUGCACAAGUGGAUCCAGGACCGUCACCAACCAAUUCAUAUGAUUGUGAGCCUCAUGGCGACCACUGGCACUGUGAAGGUCCCAUCACUCCGUCAGCCACACUCCCAGCGUCUGUAACCACGCCCUCAGUCGCAGUCAUCACGACCACCUCCCAUGCUGGAAAUGGCCACUCUGCUGACACAGGAACACUGGCACCAUCCCCAACCGAGUCUGUAGGCUGUGAGCCGCAUGGCGACCACUGGCACUGCGAUGCACCAGCCGCCACCGUCACCACUACUGGAACUGGUGCUGAGAGUGUCACAAUAGCUCUAAGCCCAACUGAGUCUGUUGGCUGCGAACAGCAUGGUGACCACUGGCAUUGUGAGGCCCCCGCAGUCACGUCUGGCUCAUCAGUUGGGACUAUCACCAGCGUCGCUGCGAACCGCACCGUCACUCCUUCCUCGACCCAAGCCACUUUCAUCCCGUCUAACGGUGCCACCUUACAUGGUGCUGGGUAUGGCUUCUUUGCUGCACUUUUCAUUCUGGCUGUUUCCAUGUCCCUAUAA